Columba livia (rock pigeon) is the source of this 3921-nucleotide messenger RNA. It is a transcript of the gene DYNC1I2, whose product is annotated as dynein cytoplasmic 1 intermediate chain 2. Gene Ontology annotation, cellular component: cytoplasmic dynein complex. Lineage: Eukaryota; Metazoa; Chordata; Aves; Columbiformes; Columbidae. The transcript is spliced from 17 exons. Gene Ontology annotation, biological process: transport along microtubule. Gene Ontology annotation, molecular function: dynein light chain binding; dynein heavy chain binding. The record is from RefSeq and is a predicted model, not a curated record. The coding region runs from base 349 to 2292 and encodes 647 amino acids.
GAUUCAGCGGCGCUGCACAGGCGGGGUUCGCUGUCAGGGCUCUGGAGGCAUCCCAUCCCCGCGCCGCUUCGCGCCCGUUCUCCGCGAGAAUUCUCUUGAGACCGCUCCCCUUGACGGCGCGAGCGAGUGUCUGAGCUCACUGCGCUUCCUCACCGGCCUCCGUGUCCUUCCGCAGUUCCUGGAAGUUCCUGCGCAUCCCGCAACGCCUUCAGAGCUGGUUUGAGCCUCAGCGCCCGCCGUAGUCGGCUGCCUGUCAGCUGCCGGCGCCUUUGUGAAGCGGCGGAAGCGGCGCGCGGUGGCCGAGGGGCGGUUGGAGCAGCAGGAGUUCCCGCUGACAGUGUUUCAGCCAUGUCUGACAAAAGUGAACUGAAGGCGGAGUUGGAGCGCAAGAAGCAACGAUUAGCUCAAAUCAGAGAGGAGAAGAAAAGAAAGGAGGAAGAAAGAAAAAAAAAAGAAACUGAUCAGAAGAAAGAAGUUCUUCCUGUACAAGAAGAAUCUGAUCUUGAAAAGAAGAGAAGAGAAGCUGAAGCAUUGCUUCAGAGCAUGGGGCUGACACCUGAGUCACCUGUUGCUGUGCAACCUCUGCGAGUAGUAACAGCGGAUACCUGUCUGUUUCACUAUUUAGUCCCUCCUCCUACCUCUCCGUCUUCCAAAUCUGUGAGUACGCCAAGUGAGGCUGGGAGCCAGGACUCUGGUGAUGGCGCUGUUGGAUCUAGGACGCUGCAUUGGGAUACUGAUCCAUCAGUUCUUCAGCUCCACUCUGAUUCCGAUCUGGGACGUGGACCUGUUAAACUUGGAAUGGCCAAAAUUACUCAAGUUGACUUUCCUCCUCGAGAAAUUGUUACUUAUACGAAGGAGACACAAACACCUGUUAUGACUCAGCCAAAGGAAGAUGAGGAAGAUGAAGAUGAUGUGGUUGCACCAAAACCAUUAGUUGAACCUGAGGAAGAAAAAACGUUAAAAAAAGAGGAGGAGGAGGAAGCUGCCCCUCAUGAACUUACAGAAGAGGAAAAACAACAAAUUUUGCAUUCCGAAGAAUUUUUAAGUUUCUUUGACCACUCCACAAGGAUUGUCGAACGAGCCCUUUCUGAGCAAAUCAACAUUUUCUUUGACUACAGUGGAAGAGACUUAGAAGACAAGGAAGGAGAGAUUCAAGCAGGAGCAAAGCUCUCCUUGAACAGGCAGUUUUUUGAUGAACGUUGGUCGAAGCAUCGUGUCGUCAGUUGUUUGGACUGGUCAUCUCAGUACCCAGAAUUACUUGUAGCCUCUUACAACAACAAUGAGGAUGCACCUCAUGAGCCUGAUGGGGUGGCCCUUGUAUGGAAUAUGAAGUACAAGAAAACUACCCCAGAGUAUGUCUUUCACUGUCAGUCAGCAGUGAUGUCAGCUACAUUUGCAAAAUUUCAUCCCAAUCUGGUGGUUGGUGGCACGUACUCAGGCCAAAUCGUGCUCUGGGAUAAUCGCAGCAAUAAGAGAACCCCAGUGCAGAGAACUCCACUUUCGGCUGCUGCUCACACGCACCCGGUGUACUGUGUGAAUGUUGUUGGGACCCAGAAUGCUCAUAAUUUGAUUAGUAUCUCAACUGAUGGGAAAAUAUGCUCUUGGAGUCUGGACAUGCUUUCCCAGCCCCAGGAUAGCAUGGAGCUGGUUCACAAACAGUCCAAGGCUGUGGCUGUUACUUGCAUGUCCUUCCCCGUUGGAGAUGUCAACAACUUUGUUGUUGGCAGUGAAGAAGGCUCAGUGUACACUGCGUGCCGUCACGGCAGCAAAGCUGGAAUCAGUGAGAUGUUUGAAGGACACCAGGGACCAAUCACAGGUAUCAACUGCCAUGCGGCAGUUGGACCUGUAGACUUCUCACAUCUUUUUGUCACCUCUUCUUUUGACUGGACAGUAAAGCUUUGGACAACUAAGAAUAACAAACCUCUCUACUCGUUUGAAGACAACUCAGAUUACGUUUAUGAUGUGAUGUGGUCUCCAACUCACCCUGCCCUGUUUGCCUGUGUGGAUGGGAUGGGCAGGCUUGACCUGUGGAAUCUCAACAACGAUACUGAGGUGCCAACAGCAAGCAUUACUGUGGAGGGCAACCCUGCUCUGAACCGUGUGAGAUGGACACAUUCUGGGAGAGAGAUUGCUGUUGGGGAUUCGGAGGGACAAAUAGUUAUCUAUGAUGUGGGAGAGCAAAUUGCCGUUCCUCGCAGUGAUGAGUGGACUCGAUUUGGUCGAACACUGGCAGAGAUAAACGCUAACAGAGCUGACGCCGAAGAGGAAGCUGCAACCCGCAUACCCGCGUAGAUCUGUAAAAACAGGCAGCAGCAUUGACUUUUGAAUGAUUUGCAAAUCUUAAACGUGUAAGCAUGUCUCAGUUCAAAUAAUAGCUUAAGGACGGAAUAUAUGCAUUCAGCUAUGGACUUCGAAAAUGUAUUAAGAUCACUGAAAAUCUGAUCUUGCGUUGUCACUUUUUAUAUAUAUAUUACAAGCACAUUCUUGGAUUUCUGUAACUUUUAAUACAGUUAACUUUGACUUUGCAAGCAACUUCUUUUGCUGAAACACUAACCUGAUGUAAAUUUGCUAUUGGGCUUCUGAAAUUUCCACUUUGUAACGGUAUCUACUUCUGAAAAGUAAAAGUCCUGUUUCUAAACCAACCUUUCUAUAUUACACUGACUAACCUUCAUUAGGUAAUAAAUCUCUGCAGCAUUCUUUAAUUUUGAACUCUUUAAAUUACCCAUGGAUAUGCAUGCGUAUGUUCCAAGUACGUUUCAUUGUUUAUACAUAGAUAAGCCCCAGGCUCCUGUAGUAAGUAAUAUAUGUGAAUAAAAAUUUGUCUGUAGUUACAAACUUCUUCGAUAACUGGACCUGAAUUAAUUAAAUACAUAUUUAAAACCAUGUUUAGAUUGGUGCAUUAAAAGGUGAGACUGCUUAAUAAAUAAAUAUUACAUGAGCACUUGUCAGCUGCCCUGUCCCCUAAUCCGUGUCCCCUCAGUGGUUUCAGAGUAGAAAGUUCCUGGGAGCUGCUGCUUUCAUUUUACUGCACACACCACAGAGUUUUCUGCCCCAACCUCCACUUGCUACCAUGGCAGUCAACCAAAAGGGAAACAAGCUACUGUUGUGAAAUUUUUCUUUUCCAAAGGAUAAGGAAUUAGACUUUGAUUUAAUUUCCAAAGCAUGAUGAUUUGCAUUCUGUCAACUACAGACUUGCUACUAAUUUUCCAUUUCAAGUUAAAGAAAGAUGUUUUCAUUACUUUUUAACAUUUUUAUUGAAACAAAACCCAUUAAUGGCUUGAAACAGAAUGGUUCCAAUUUCUGUGAAAGCUUACAUUUUUUGAGUACAUCUUUCUUAAGACAUUACAAAGUUUUGCAUCAACACUGGUUUGGGGGGAGGGAAUUGUUUAGGAUUGUUUUUUAGUAAGUAUUCUGACUUGUACUAAUUAGGCACUAAACUAGUAUUGAUGCUUUAACUUAGGACUCUAGAUUUGUUUCUGGUAUUCUUAAUCCACUACAAGCUUAUAGUUGUGCCAGAAGAGCUGUUUUAUGUGCUUAAAAGUAGGAAAUAGGUUUAUAUUCCUUAAUCAGCUUUAUGUUGAGAAGUAUUCUUAUUGUUUCUUCAUUGUUUAAACUGGGGUUUUUUUGUGUUUCUCCUUAUCUCAGUUCUGUUACAAGCAACUCAGAGGCACAGGCAGUUCUGUCUUCAGGAGUUUCUCUUUUCCAGUGGGUUUGGAAGUAAAAUGUGUUUAGGUCUCCAUUGUUGUUGGCUUGUCAAAAGUCCACCUGUCUUUUCAAUGCAAAGUCUUGCUGUUCAGUUUGGCAUUUACCUUGUAUGUUUUUCUCAACCUCACAACAGCGGCUGGCUGUUCAGUUGAGAAACACGUGAACCAAAUAAAGAACAGGCACAUCGUGAUGAUUUUCACCUUUCAGGCACAAGAA